AUGCUUUCCAGCCUUAGAACUCUCCGCCUCUCUACUCCUCCUUUCUCUUCCAACUCCUCAGAUACAUCGUACUCGGCGGAUAGCAAUGAAAACCUCAAGUCGGUCACUGAUGAAGUUCGCUCACUUUCUCAGUGCAUUGACAUCUUCGAGAAUGGACCUCGCCCUGUCAGUGAAUCAUUGGCGCUAUUGAACGAUGAAGAAGUCAUCAUGUUGGCACAAUGUGGCAAGAUUGCUGCCUACUCGUUGGAGAAGGUCCUGGGUAUGAAUGAAUUGGAGAGGGCAGUCAGGAUUAGGCGAGCGUUGAUCUCUCGUGCUUCUUCGACGCAGACCCUGGAGGCAUCUGAUAUCCCGUUGUCGAACUACGACUAUUCCAAGGUUCUCGGUGCAUGCUGCGAGAAUGUUGUCGGAUAUAUUCCUCUGCCACUCGGUAUCGCAGGACCUCUGUACAUCGACGGUACUCUGUAUCCUAUUCCAAUGGCCACUGCCGAGGGUACCCUCGUUGCAUCUGCCUCGCGGGGCUGCAAAGCCCUCAAUGCCGGAGGAGGGGUUACUACUGUUCUCACUCAAGACGGCAUGACCCGUGGACCCGCUAUUGAUUUCCCGAGCAUCGUCGACGCGGCAGACGCCAAAAUCUGGAUAGAUUCUCAAGAGGGUCAUGCGACACUCAAGAAGGCCUUCGAGAGCACAUCCCGCUUCGCCAAAUUGAAGAGCUUAAAGACCGCAAUGGCUGGAAGGACACUUUAUGUUCGGUUCGCCACUUCCACCGGAGAUGCGAUGGGGAUGAACAUGAUCUCCAAGGGCACCGAGAAGGCUUUGGAAGUUAUGCAAGAGCGUUACCCCACCAUGGUCGUCCUCGCACUUUCCGGAAACUAUUGCACGGAUAAGAAGCCCGCCGCUAUCAACUGGAUUGAAGGACGAGGGAAGAGCGUCGUCGCUGAGGCUGUCAUUCCAGGCAAGGUCGUUACCUCGGUUUUGAAGACCACCGUCUCGGCAUUGGUCAACCUUAACACCAAGAAAAACCUCAUCGGAAGUGCUAUGGCCGGUUCCAUUGGAGGUUUCAAUGCUCACGCAGCCAACAUUCUCACUGCCAUAUUCUUGGCCACUGGACAGGAUCCCGCGCAGAAUGUCGAAUCCUCUAUGUGCAUGACUCUCAUGGAAGCUGUCAACGACGGCGAGGAUCUGCUUAUGACUGUCAGCAUGCCAUGCAUUGAAGUCGGUACCGUUGGUGGAGGUACAGUUCUCGGGCCGCAAAAGAGCGUCCUGGAGAUGCUCGGCUUGAAAGGUGCCCAUCCCACCAGCCCAGGGCAGAACGCUCAAGGACUCGCGCGUCUCAUCGCGGCUGCUGUCAUGGCUGGCGAACUCUCUCUUCUCGGCGCUCUCGCUGCAGGCCAUCUCAUCAGAGCACACAUGGCACACAACCGACCCCAGGCAACCGUUGAGCCAACCCCUGUCCCUUCGUCUGAAAAGGGACCGCUUGCAAAGGCCCACCUAGGGCGCAAGAAGGACGAUUCAGAGAAGUCACUCCACCAUUCUUCGUCGACUUCAUCACUUCCUCCUUAUUCGAAGUGA
Messenger RNA from Psilocybe cubensis, 1569 nucleotides. RefSeq lists its product as uncharacterized. The record is from RefSeq and is a predicted model, not a curated record. The coding region runs from base 1 to 1569 and encodes 522 amino acids. Lineage: Eukaryota; Fungi; Basidiomycota; Agaricomycetes; Agaricales; Agrocybaceae. Gene Ontology annotation, cellular component: endoplasmic reticulum membrane; peroxisomal membrane. Gene Ontology annotation, biological process: coenzyme A metabolic process; isoprenoid biosynthetic process; ergosterol biosynthetic process. The transcript has 3 exons. Gene Ontology annotation, molecular function: protein binding; hydroxymethylglutaryl-CoA reductase (NADPH) activity.